Maniola jurtina (meadow brown) is the source of this 1878-nucleotide messenger RNA. Its product is annotated as glycine receptor subunit alpha-4-like. Lineage: Eukaryota; Metazoa; Arthropoda; Insecta; Lepidoptera; Nymphalidae. Gene Ontology annotation, cellular component: neuron projection; membrane; synapse. The transcript has 9 exons. Gene Ontology annotation, biological process: chloride transmembrane transport; regulation of membrane potential; signal transduction. Gene Ontology annotation, molecular function: extracellular ligand-gated monoatomic ion channel activity; transmembrane signaling receptor activity; chloride channel activity. The coding region runs from base 448 to 1713 and encodes 421 amino acids. The record is from RefSeq and is a predicted model, not a curated record.
CUAUUUCUAUUAGCGUUAUUAGAAUUCUGCGGCCAAUAGAUAGUUAAUCGUAAUACCUUCAACAUGUAGUAAGCCCUUGACAUGAAAGAAAACCUUUGCAAGCGACAUUUUCCAAUGUAUCUUAAUAGAAUCUUUUCUGCAUGUACAAACACACGUGUUAAUGCGUUUAUUAUGUUAGGUAACUCCUUUAAAAAGAUUACAGCGUGUAAAUACCUAAGGUCAACCCGAUCUUCUGCCGACGGGACGUGUUUAUUCUGUCCAUAUAAUAAAACCGAAUAGGUGAAAAAUAAAUAGAGUCUACGCGACAGGCGAAGUAAAGCGCUAGGCUUUCAUAGCUACUAAACCAAACGUAGAAGGAGAAGAGAAUAUAAAAGAAAAAUGUCAAAACGGUGAUAUUUGUGGAAUAAACACGAAACACAGUGGAUAAUUAGUUAAAAACAGUGCAAAAUGAAGUGUAGUGUGGUGUUUAUGAUAGCUCUACUUUUGCGGAUGGCGAUCGCGAGUCGAGUUCAUGCUGUCAGUUAUCUCACUAACUCCACAUUUCAAGAAAUGGAGUUCAAAUCGGAGUCCAGUUUGUCCCUGAGGGAUAUUCUGCCAGUAAAAGCCAAGUAUUAUGAUAAGAACAGAGCUCCCAAGCUCUUGGGUCAGCCCACCAUAGUUUACUUCCAUGUCACUGUGCUGUCUUUGGAUUCCAUAAAUGAGGAGAGUAUGACAUACGUAGCGGACAUAUUCCUCGCCCAAUCCUGGCGGGACCCUCGUCUCCGACUACCAGAGAACAUGCACGAAGAGUACAGAAUCCUCGACGUGGACUGGCUCAAUAACAUCUGGAGACCAGACUGCUUCUUCAAAAACGCGAAGAAGGUCACCUUCCACGAGAUGAGCAUACCCAACCACUACUUGUGGCUGUACCAUGAUAAAACUCUGCUCUAUAUGUCCAAAUUGACGCUCGUCCUGUCUUGUGCGAUGAAAUUUGAAUCGUAUCCGCACGAUACUCAAAGCUGUUCCAUGAUGAUCGAGAGCUUAUCACACACUGUACACGAUCUGGUAUUCAUAUGGAACUUAACCGACCCGUUGGUGGUGAAUCCAGAAAUCGAGUUACCUCAGCUGGAUAUCUCCAACAAUUAUACUACGGAUUGCACCAUUGAAUAUUCUACAGGUAAUUUCACAUGCCUAGCCGUGGUAUUCAACCUGCGUCGUCGGCUGGGCUACCAUCUCUUCCACACGUACAUACCAUCAGCGCUGAUUGUGGUCAUGUCCUGGAUAUCCUUCUGGAUCAAGCCUGAAGCUAUUCCUGCCAGAGUAACUUUAGGUGUCACGUCACUUUUGACUUUGGCAACCCAAAACACCCAGUCCCAGCAAAGCCUACCACCAGUCUCGUACGUGAAAGCGAUAGACGUAUGGAUGUCUUCGUGCUCAGUUUUCGUCUUCCUGUCCCUGUUCGAGUUCGCAGUGGUCAAUAAUUAUAUGGGCCCAGUCGCCACUAAGGCCAUGAAGGGCUAUUCUGAUGAAGACCUGUCCAAAGAACUGGAUGCUUAUAAACACAUAUUCCCAAACUCCGUGGACCCUCGCGCCAGUACAUCUGCCUCGCUCCCGCAGUACGACACUUUCUGCAACGGAAGAGAGACAGCUGUAUACAUUGACAGGUUCUCUAGGUUCUUCUUUCCCUUUUCCUUCUUCAUCCUCAAUGUUGUCUAUUGGUCUACAUUUUUGUAAACUCUUUGUUGAAUUUAACUCUGUGCCUGUUAAAAUGAGACAGUAAAUUCUGAACUUAAGUUAACUUAAACUGAGUGUGAAUCUGUCAUUAUAUGAAAAUUUACUUUCGGGAAAACGUCACGAUCUUACCUUAAGCCCUAAUUCGCACGAGCGUUAAAAAAGCGU